AUGGGCUUCUUCGAUUUGUCCACGGGCAGCGUCAUCUCCGGCCGCUCCUCCCACUCCCGCCGGCACUCUUCCCACCACUCCAAAAAGCACAGCACCAAGCACCGCUCCCGCUCCCGCUCCUCCUCGCGCUCCCGCAGCAAGAGACACAGCGCGCCCAGCAUCGCCGCCUCCAUCUUUGGCGGCGACGACUACAAGAAGAACAAUGCGUCGCGCGGCUCCUUUUUCGGUAUUCCCAAUGCCUCGCGCUCGUCAUUCUUCGGCUUCGGCGGUGGCCGCCCCUCGUACUACAAACGCUCCCCGCGAAACGGCUUCGUCCAAAAGACCCUCAAGCAGGUAAAACGCCUCUGGCGCGACCUAGUCUACUACGCCAAAAAGCACCCCUACAAGGUCGUCGCCCUCGUCAUCAUGCCCCUAAUCACGGGCGGCUUCCUCACCGCCCUCCUCGCCCGCUUCGGCCUCCGCCUCCCGCCGGGCAUCGAGCGCAUGAUUGGCAUCGGCGCCAAGGCCGCCUCGGGCGACUCCAUGGGCCUCGUCGGCGAGGCGGUCCGCAUGGCGAGCGGCGGGUUCGGCGGUGGUGCUGCCACCCACGCGCAUGUCGAGAGAGGGUACGAUGGGGAUUAUUCGUGGGAGAGGAGGAGUGUUGAGCGGGAUGGUGGUGGUGGUGGCGGCGGUGGUUGGGCUGAUGGGCUUAUGAAUGGUGUUGCCAAGAUGUUUGUCUAA
Molecule: messenger RNA, 720 nt
Organism: Colletotrichum tamarilloi
Lineage: Eukaryota; Fungi; Ascomycota; Sordariomycetes; Glomerellales; Glomerellaceae
Exons: 2
Coding region: 1-720 (239 amino acids)
Source: RefSeq, a predicted model, not a curated record